AUGGAAAACAGUGAAAAAAAUGUUUCUACUGAAACAAUUCCAAUAGAUUUAAGUCGUACGUCCAAAACUGUUGAACAGCAUGAUGAUCCGUCACUCAUCCAACAUGCGAAAGCCUAUCACGGAAUUCAAAAUCAGCCUGUCGUUCCGAAUUUUCCACAGUUUCACCAUGUGCCACACCACCAAGUAAACCAGCAACCCCAACAGAUUAUUCCUAAUCAACAUCAAGUAAUGUUUGUCCCGCAACCGUAUUACACAUAUCCUUCUUCAGCCCUGAACCAUUCAGUACCACCUUACAAUUACACACCAAAUCUAGGUGUACAAUACAUGCCAUCUCAAUUUGGAGGAACAGUAGGAACGUCAGCUCACUCAUUUCAACAUCCAGUGAUGCCACAAUCAUUUUAUAAUGACCAACUAAGCGGUAAAUCGGACGGUGUGCCAGUGGUUUUAAAAGAGCAGGCAAAUUGCGAAUCGACGUGGUCUGAUAAAAAUCAGAUCACGUCAGGCGGUAGUCUUUCAUCGUCGAACAAUAACAAUAGCAACUCAAAGAAUGCGAUGACAAAUCCAAGAACUACGCAGGUAACUAGGACUUUUUCAAACAAAGAAAGUGGUAAACCCAACUUAAGCGAGAUUGAGCUUCUUAAAAUCUGUAAACAAAAAUCAGCUGUUGAAAAGGAAAAUACUGGGACAUACCGGAGACGAAACUUUAAUUGUCGCAAUAAUUGCACCGCCUGUCAAGACUUUUGUCAAAGGGAUUGUGUUAGAUGUCGGUGUAUUGAAAACUUGGACAAACUAUUGUGA
Messenger RNA from Cotesia congregata, 798 nucleotides. NCBI's taxonomy places the organism in Eukaryota, Metazoa, Arthropoda, Insecta, Hymenoptera, Braconidae. The record is from the annotation of a GenBank genome assembly.